GCAAAGUCCCGAUGGAGUCCUUCCCUUCCAGCUUCCUCACUCUCCUCCUCAUACUCUCCUUCCUCCACCUCUUUCCGGCCAAUUCUCAGCCUGGGGCCACCACCUUCUUCCCGGAAAAAGCCCUCCCGACAAAAUCGGGCUACCUUCCUAUCAACAGCACGUCUGGCUCAGCCAUGUUCUACGCCUUCUACGAAGCCCAGCAACCCAAUUCUGAAAUCCCCAAGACACCGCUCCUCGUCUGGCUUCAAGGCGGCCCGGGCUGCUCUUCCUUGCUCGGUAACUUCUUCGAGCUCGGCCCGUGGCUUGUGCACUCUAAUUCCAGUGAUAGGAAAAACCCAUUUCUCAAAUCCAAUCCCGGCGCCUGGAACCGUCUCUUCGGUCUAAUUUUCUUAGACAACCCGAUCGGCACCGGCUUUAGCAUUGCCGCCACGGAAGAUGAGAUCCCAAGAAACCAGAAUUCAGUAGCCAAACACCUCUUCAUUGCCCUCCAAGCAUUUCUAUCUUCGAACCCGUCUUUCAAGUCCCGCCCUCUCUAUAUAACAGGAGAGAGCUAUGGAGGGAAAUUCAUUUCGGCAAUCGGACACUAUAUCUUGCAACAGAACUCGAAACUUCCCACGUCGCGCCGUGUGAAUUUACAGGGCGUCUCGAUUGGGAACGGGAUGAUGCAUCCCGUCACUCAGGUGACGGCCCACGCAGUGACUGCGUACUACUCUGGCCUGAUCAAUGCAAAGCAGCGUCACCAACUUGAGGAAUUCCAAGCCAGGGCUGUUAAAUUGACCAGAGAGGAGAGAUGGAGGGAAGCGACGGAUGCACGGAGCCAUGUGUUGCGUUGGUUGAGGAAUACGACGGGAUUAGCGACGAUUAAUGACCUGAGUAAGAAAAGGCCUUACAAGACGAACAUCGUUGGCGUUUUUCUGCAGAAGGAAGAGGUGAAGGUGGCAUUGGGUGUGGAGAAAGGGAUGGUUUGGAAGAACUGUGGUGGUGUUGUGGGGAGAGUUUUGCAUGAUGAUGUGAUGAAGAGUGUGAAGUUUAUGGUGGAGGAUUUGGUGAAGAAGAGUCGAGUGCUUUUGUAUCAGGGGCAGUUUGAUCUGAGAGAUGGGGUAGCGUCAACUGAGGCUUGGAUGAAGGAGAUGAAGUGGGACGGAUUGAAGAGGUUUCUAAAUGCGGAUAGGAAGGUUUGGAAGGUGAAUGGAGAGGUGAGUGGGUAUGUACAGAGAUGGGGAAGCUUGACCCAUGUAGUCGUUUCAAGGGCUGGACACUACGUGCCGGCCGAUCAAGGAUUGAAUUCUCAGGCGAUGAUCGAAGAUUGGGUUUUGGAGAAGGGCUUGUUUGGUGAUGAGAAAAUGGUCAUUUCGAGCUUCCGUGGCACUCUUUGAAUCGAUUUUCCGGUUGUGAUGAAAUAAGUUUGGUUUGGAUUGCAGGAAUUCAAAACAAAUUGAAAGUUUAUUACUGUUGAAUUUGAAAUGUAUCGCUGCAAUAGAAUGAAUUGGGUCGAUUUAGUUUGGCCAAAAGAUCAGUUUGAUCAAUGGGAAUUUUGUGGUUGAGCUACGAUCAUUUCAGAACAACUCCUUAAAACUUGGAGAUUUUUAAAAUCCCGAAAGAUUAUGAGUAUUACCUUUUUUUUUCUUUUCCUUUUUUAUGUUUCCUUCAAAGCCAGUAACACACCCUCCAGAUGCAUUUGGAUGACUAAAUAGCAUAUCCUAAGGCUGGAUUUGUACAAUUUAAAUAGCACAUAUCCUAAGGCUGCAUUUGGAUGAUGUUUUGAAU
Molecule: messenger RNA, 1767 nt
Organism: Magnolia sinica
Lineage: Eukaryota; Viridiplantae; Streptophyta; Magnoliopsida; Magnoliales; Magnoliaceae
Product: serine carboxypeptidase-like 50
Exons: 1
Coding region: 12-1376 (454 amino acids)
Biological process (GO): proteolysis
Molecular function (GO): serine-type carboxypeptidase activity
Source: RefSeq, a predicted model, not a curated record